Messenger RNA from Micropterus dolomieu (smallmouth bass), 810 nucleotides. RefSeq names its product kallikrein-6-like. The record is from RefSeq and is a predicted model, not a curated record. The annotation marks the transcript as partial. NCBI's taxonomy places the organism in Eukaryota, Metazoa, Chordata, Actinopteri, Centrarchiformes, Centrarchidae. Gene Ontology annotation, biological process: proteolysis. The transcript is spliced from 5 exons. Gene Ontology annotation, molecular function: serine-type endopeptidase activity.
CUUAGUGCAAACGGACACUGUUUUACCCCCAACUCACCUGGUGGAGGAUUUUCUCAUUCAGGUGUCACAGUGACCACAGAGGUGGAUCUGCAGAAGAGAAUUAUUCAUGGUCAACCAUGUGAGCUUAUGUACCAUGUGAAACUGAGAGGAGUUGCAGCAGAUGGAUCUUCAAACCUGUGUGGUGGCUCACUGAUCAGUGGCCGCUGGAUUUUGACUGCAGCUCACUGUUUGAAGCCAGGAAGGACUAUGUUUGCAGAUUUAAGUGUGCAUCCAGGGGGUCCAGUGCAAGAAGUAAAAAUCACGGCAGAACCUGUGAUCUAUACAGAUAAAGACAGCAACAACAACACCAGUUCCCAUGAUAUCAUGUUACUGCAGUUACCUAGCCCCCCUGAAAUUCAACCUAUAGCUCUUCCUGAUUGUGAAUGUCGACCUAAAAUGGGGGAAAAAGUUAAGAUCGCAGGUCACGCAGCCACUACUGGAGGUCCUAAUGAUGAAAGGAGACCCAGUAAAUCCCCUGAUCUCCACUGUGCAGACAUUACGAUUGUCAGAUGUGAUAACCUCAAAGCUACUUUAAAAAAAAAUUUCAGAAAGGUCUACGAAGUCAAGGUGUCUCAAAAAUGGUUCUGUGGCCAAACACCUGGAGUGGAUAUAUGCUAUGGAGAUUCUGGUGGAGGAGUGGUGUACAAAGACAAGAUUUAUGGUGUUAUUUCUUUUCUUGGAGAUCCUUACAAUGUAUGUAGAACAGCAAGUGCAUUCAUGGACCUCUGCAAUCCAAAAUACGCUACAUGGAUCAGUAAAACUAUUACCUGA